This is a messenger RNA of Hypoxylon trugodes, 1839 nucleotides long. RefSeq lists its product as uncharacterized. The coding region runs from base 491 to 1567 and encodes 358 amino acids. The record is from RefSeq and is a predicted model, not a curated record. The transcript is spliced from 4 exons. Lineage: Eukaryota; Fungi; Ascomycota; Sordariomycetes; Xylariales; Hypoxylaceae.
CAUCAUUCGACUAUCUUAUCACCUGAACACCGCGACAACAAAACACUACCUAGGUAACAAAGAAACUUGGUAUCACCCUCCACCUCCCCCCCACCAACUUCAGCCUCCGCAAGCUGACGAGGUCGCCAUUCUUUCUUCUACGUGUGCAUCGUGUCCCGGUCGGGCGUUUGUGCCAUGAUCGCCUCUAAAUCAUAAUUCCUAUUUGAUACCCUUUAGCGUCCAGACCGCCACCCUGCAUAUUCUCUACUCCAUACCUACAUAUCCUUACCUAACUCCAUCUCCACUCUUCCUCCGUCUGGUGGCCUCGAAAACAGCUUGCUUGGCUUGGAGUUGGCAGGUUAGGACCGGUCUAGCUUGACAAACCAACCACCUGAGUAGUUCGCCUAGAUCGCCUUGAUCGUCUUAGUCGCCUCUUGUAACAUCAGCCUGCAGCAACUGGUCCUACCUUAUCUACUACCUCCUACGUCAAAGAAUUCUGUCUUCCGCCGACAUGGCUCCCGAUCUCAAUUCAUUACCACCAUCCUCACCAUCAUCUGCACGCCCACGCAUUAUGACCUCCUCAAAUGGUAACGGAGACUCUGCCGUACGCGGAGAGUCAGCUUCGCCUUCUCCGAGGUCCGCAUCUAUUUCGUUGCAAGCUGCCGCCACUAUGAAUGCCGGUCUUCAACAUGAACCUAUGCGACGAUCCUCCAGUAGCUCCCUAUCACGACACCGACAAUCACCCCAGAUGGGUAGGCGCCGCUCCGCCGUCCUUAUGAACCUACAACUCAACGACCCAUCCGUUCCUGGCCCUGGGGAAAUGGUUGCGGAGGGCGGUGGAAGCGUACACAGUACCACGAGCCCUCAACCAAUGUCAGCAUCUCCACUACUUACCGGCGGCGAUCCUCACCAUAAUAGGGCUCCAAGUCUCGGAGAAUUACAUCAAGAGCUUGAGGCAGAGCAAGAGGCACAAGUGAAUCGACUGUUACAAAUGAUUCGCCAACAGCAACUCCAGUUACAGCAGCUUCAAGCAGCUCAAGGUCAGAACCAAACGGCUAUAGCCACCGAAGAUGCGACUCCUACUUCGGAGAGAUCUACUUCGGUAACGCUACCAAAUCCGGUCACACAACCAGCGUAUCCUCCCGCAUCAACUUCUGUGCCCCGUUCACCGGUCUUGUCCCACCCUCGUUCCUCAUUCGAUAUGGCUCGUGAUGCCCUCCACCGCAGAUCCAGAACACCGAGCCGUGGCGCUCCCUCUCCUAGGAUGAGAUCGACGUCAAUCAGUGGGGAAAGUGGAGAGCCUCAUCUAUCUGGGGUCCGAGACGAAAGUGCCUAUUAUCAGGCCGAGACACAAUCCCUAGUUCGUGAGAACCAAAUGUUGCGCCACAGAAUCAGAGAACUCGAACGCCAACUUACUGAAGCCCAUGCCAAUACAACUCUAACAAGAGAACCAACGCACCACUCACAACUCACGCAAUCUACAUCGAUGUCUGAGGAAGAAGGUACAGCGGGUUCAUCAUCUGCUGUUGCUGCAUCCACAAGUACUAUCCAGCCCACUGCAGUUGCGGAUACCCCAAAGGACGAAUAAGGGGUAUUUGAUUUAUGGUGUGUAAAAUUACGGGACGGUUUGGAGGCGUUCGGUUGCUUUACUCGCCUUAACCCGACGAGUUAGUUUCUUUCGGUAUUCAUUUUGGUCGAGUCAUCGGCGUUAGUGGAAAGGUUGGCAUGGAAGAUGCCAGUCGAGAGGGGAUAUGAUAUAACGAAACAUGGCAUACAACAGUCUUUCAUGGCAUUGUUCCCCGAUACAUCGCCUAUCCCUAGCAUAAGCAAUCCUCUCUUCUCUGGGAAGGGUCUCGGCAA